CGAGGUAUUAUUUAGCCUCGGAGAGAGAUACAUUCAGUCAUUUAAAAAGAUAUUAAAGCAGGCAGCGUUACGGGCUACUACAGUGGACACUGUUUACAUGCAGGCAGGAGUUGUAUCAUGGCUGUUUCUUAUUGGACUUAUUUAACGCUUUAGUGUCUGUCCUCGAGCAUAAAGUCAAAACAGAAUAGCGAGGAGAAUGGCAGCAUUUCCACAGUUAAACCGGAUGGUAUCUUAUAAUGAUUUUACAGGUCGUAGUUUUGUUUAUGGCUGUUCUAGCCAAGCUAACUUAGCCAACUCCCAAGCGGCAGUUUAAUUGGGAGCUCAAUACCAACAAUUGCACUCGUAUCGCCUUGUACAAUGGUGGUGGAGGUAGAAGGCUUCUUCGGUGUCUACAUGCUUUACUGCACGAAUCCUAAAUUCAGAGGUCGCAUCUACAUCGGCUUCACUGUGAACCCCGAGCGGCGGAUCGGACAGCACAACGCCGGGCGGCACAAAGGUGGAGCGAAGAGGACCAGUGGCAGAGGACCAUGGGAGAUGGUCCUCAUCAUACACGGCUUUCCCUCUGACAUCGCUGCCCUGAGGUUUGAGUGGGCGUGGCAACACCCCCACUCCUCCAGGCGACUCUCCCAUGUCUCCCGGAGCUCCAGAAAAGAGUCGAGUCUGCAGUUCCACUGGCGCGUCCUCUCCAACAUGCUGCGGGUGGCGCCGUGGAACAGGCUGCCGCUGACGGCCCGCUGGCUCAAGCAGGAGUACAGGAUGGACUUUGAGCCCAGUCUGCAGCCUCCCCUGCACAUCCCAAUCGCUUUCGGCAGCGUGAGAGCCAAGAAGUCUCAGCAGCAGCAGCAGCCUGUGGCAGAGGAGGAAGACGUGUCCAGGUGUUUUCUCUGUAAAGGCUCAGUCAAGGUAUCAGAAAAGCUAAGCUGUUUCCACCCGUCCUGUGGAAUGAGCGGUCAUGUGAUCUGCCUCGCCAAACAUUUCCUGAAGCGUGAACCGUCGCACCUCCUGCCCGUGGAGGGAGACUGUCCAGCGUGUCGUCGCUCGGUGCUGUGGGGGAGCCUCAUUCGUCAUAAACACGGCUGCUUCAGAGACCUGGAGGAGAUCACAGCAUCUGCAUCCCAAAGCCACUGGGCAGAUGAACUGCAGCUAUGAGGCUGAGCCCUGAAUGAAGUGCGGUGUCAGAUAAUGACGUGGAGUAUGUUUCAUGGAAUACAAUGAAUAAUAAUGAAUACUGACAGGAGGACAGACUGGAUCCUUUUUACGUCAAUCAACCUGAUCAUGAAGUGUUUUAACUAUGUCUGUUUAGCUGUGAGUUUAAUGUAUUAAAUAUGUAUAAAGUAUGAAAAAAAAAACCUUGUGUGACAAAUAAAAUAAAACUGUUUUAUAUACGUA
Molecule: messenger RNA, 1389 nt
Organism: Hippoglossus stenolepis (Pacific halibut)
Lineage: Eukaryota; Metazoa; Chordata; Actinopteri; Pleuronectiformes; Pleuronectidae
Gene: slx1b
Product: SLX1 homolog B, structure-specific endonuclease subunit
Exons: 5
Coding region: 358-1149 (263 amino acids)
Biological process (GO): double-strand break repair via homologous recombination
Cellular component (GO): Slx1-Slx4 complex
Molecular function (GO): crossover junction DNA endonuclease activity; 5'-flap endonuclease activity
Source: RefSeq, a predicted model, not a curated record